AUGGUCGCCAUCAGCAGUAGAAAAAGCAAACUGUCCAUUUUCAGCAGACGACAUGGUCUUCUUGAUGAGUUUCAGUUUUUCUUUCCUUUUUCCCCUUCGUCUAUGACUCUUUACUUUAUUUCUCUUUUUUCUUUCUUAUUUUCUUUCCUUCCUCCUUCUCUAAUUCUUCCUUAUUUUAAUAUAUUUAUGUAUUUUUUCUUUCCUUCAUUUCUUUCUUUCUUGCUAGUUUUAUUCCUUUUAUACUGUAUUUACUCUUCUUUCUUUCUUUUUCCUCUUCUAUUUUUACUUCUUUCUUUCUUUCUUUCUUUCUUUCUUUCUUUCUUUCUUCUCAAUUUUUCUAUCUAUUUUCGCUUAUAUCCACCGAAUCUUUCAAUGUCAACGUUUAUUCUUUCUUUCCUUCUUUCCCGUGGAUUCACUUCUUCUUUUACUCGAUUCACGUAUAUCGUUCUUACUCUCUUUUCACUCUCCUCCCUUUUAUUUCUCUUUCCACUAAUAUCUUCCUAA
This is a messenger RNA of Acanthosepion pharaonis, 504 nucleotides long. The record is from the annotation of a GenBank genome assembly. Lineage: Eukaryota; Metazoa; Mollusca; Cephalopoda; Sepiida; Sepiidae.